This is a messenger RNA of Anopheles coustani, 1366 nucleotides long. It is a transcript of the gene RpL5, whose product is annotated as large ribosomal subunit protein uL18. Gene Ontology annotation, biological process: translation; ribosomal large subunit assembly. Bases 108 to 1001 code for a protein of 297 amino acids. Gene Ontology annotation, molecular function: 5S rRNA binding; structural constituent of ribosome. The transcript has 3 exons. Lineage: Eukaryota; Metazoa; Arthropoda; Insecta; Diptera; Culicidae. The record is from RefSeq and is a predicted model, not a curated record. Gene Ontology annotation, cellular component: ribosome; cytosolic large ribosomal subunit.
UUGUCGGUCGCAGCGCCAUCUUCUUUCUUUCUUUUUUCUGUAGGCACCGACGUGUGGAAAACGUGCUGAACGUUUCGUGUGUCGAAUUUCUCCCAAAUUAAGCCGAAAUGGGAUUCGUUAAAGUAGUGAAGAACAAGCAGUACUUCAAGCGGUACCAGGUCAGGUUCCGUCGUCGUCGCGAGGGAAAGACCGACUACUAUGCCCGUAAGCGCCUGAUUUUCCAGGACAAAAACAAAUACAACACGCCGAAGUACCGUCUGAUCGUUCGUCUCAGCAAUCGCGACAUCACCUGUCAGAUUGCCUAUGCCCGCAUUGAGGGCGAUCGCAUGGUCUGCGCGGCCUACUCGCACGAGCUGCCACGUUAUGGUGUUAAGGUUGGUCUGACCAACUAUGCUGCUGCCUACUGCACCGGUCUGCUGGCUGCUCGCCGUAUUCUGCAGAAGCUGCGCCUGGAUACCCUGUACGCUGGUUGCACCGAUGUGACCGGUGAGGAGUACCUGGUUGAGGCGGUCGAUGAUGGCCCGGCUGCCUUCCGUUGCUACCUGGACGUUGGCUUGGCCCGCACCACCACCGGAGCCCGUGUGUUCGGCGCCAUGAAGGGUGCUGUCGAUGGCGGAUUGAACAUCCCGCACUCGGUCAAGCGCUUCCCGGGAUACAGCGCGGAGAACAAGAGCUUCAAUGCUGAAAUGCACCGCGACCAUAUCUUCGGUCUGCAUGUCGCCAACUACAUGCGCACGCUGGAGGAGGAGGAUGAGGAGGCAUUCAAACGCCAGUUCAGCAAGUACAUUUCCCUGGGCAUCAAGGCCGAUGAUAUCGAAAACAUCUACAAGAAUGCCCACGCCGCCAUCCGCAAGGAUCCUUCCUUCACGAAGAAACCCGAGAAGAAGGUUACCAAGAAGCGAUGGAAUCUGGCCAAGCUCAGCCUCGAGGCUCGCAAGGAGAAGAUCGCGAAGCACAAGGCCGAAUUCAUGGCCAAGAUCCAGGCCGAUGCCGAAGCCUAAGCGUACAGAUUCGCUUAGCCGUCGCUGUCCGAGUGUUACAUCCUUACUCUUACUUUUCUCGCUCAAAUACGGCGAGCAACAGAAAACAUUCGUUUACUUUUUGCUUCUACGUUUCGCUGAAGAUUAACAUUAUAUUCCAAGUGAUUGUGGUGAAUACGAUCGAUUGUGGUUGGUGGUGUGUGUUGAUCGCAGACCAUGCUUUCAUGCGCGCGCUUUCCUGCCCGAAAAUCCUUUCUUCCUCCCGUUGGCCGGCACAUAACUUCUAUGUGCUGUGAAUUGACCGAGGAUUGGCGAGAAGAUGAUAAUAACAAAAAUAAUAGUGAAUAAAUGUAAUGUUUCUAUUCAGCCGAAUUGGAAUCAAACAA